AUGACUACCUUCUUCCUCCUCCUCGUCGCCCUUCUCGCGACACCAAUCCUCGGCGACUACGUCGAGCGUCGUGGCUACGACCAAAGGUUUGGUGAACUUGAACGUCGUACACCUACUCCUGCACGCAGGAGAGGUGGUAGCUCUUCCGAUGAUGACGAUGCCACUGCAACGGAGUCUGCAAGUGCAUCAGGGACCCCAAACUUCGCGCCCAACAACGUGAUCAAUCUUGCUGGUGCUGGUGCCGCGGCCUUGAUAGCGGGUGCCGUCGUUGUUUUCUAA
Molecule: messenger RNA, 279 nt
Organism: Morchella importuna
Lineage: Eukaryota; Fungi; Ascomycota; Pezizomycetes; Pezizales; Morchellaceae
Exons: 2
Coding region: 1-279 (92 amino acids)
Source: RefSeq, a predicted model, not a curated record